AUGGGUUGUUGUUUCUCAUGCAAAUCAUCUUCAGAAUUCAACAAUGUUCGUGUAGUUCACCUGAAUGGUCAUGUUCAAGAAUUUGAAAAUCCUGUCCCAGUUAGCCAAGUCACUACAGGCCAAUUACCUUGUAAGAAUCUUGUCUUCACAGCAGCGCAGCUUCUUUCUACAGCGUCCAAACCAUUAAAGCCUGAUGCGCAGCUAGAAACAGGCCAACUCUACUUCUUGCUUCCCUGCUCAAUAUUGCAGCCUGAUGUUUCCCCGGUGGACUUUCUUGCUCUAGUAAAGAGGCUAUCUUCAAUAGCAAAGUCUGGCAGGUGCACUGGUCAGAGUAAGGCUAAGUCUGAUAAGUCUUCGGGAACUAGUUCCUUGGGCCAGAGUAAUUCAAUGUGUAGAACACAGGCUAGAAGGACAUGGAAGCCGGUUUUGGAUACCAUCAGAGAGAAGUCUUUCAACCGGAGGAGUGAAUCAGAGUUGCGGGAAACGGAUUUCGAGACUCCCAAAAGUAGCUUUAGGGUGAAUGGUGGCAAGUAUGGAUAG
Molecule: messenger RNA, 540 nt
Organism: Dovyalis caffra
Lineage: Eukaryota; Viridiplantae; Streptophyta; Magnoliopsida; Malpighiales; Salicaceae
Source: the annotation of a GenBank genome assembly